AACCUUUACCAUCAUUAAGUUUCCCAACAAUUCACCGUAUCUUCCUCACAGAAUAUAAUGAACAUAAUGAAAUUUUCUUUAAUCUAAUUAAUGAUCCUCAUGAAGUUUUAGAAGGAUCUGAGCGUUUACAAGUUAUAGAAGACACUUUGAAUAAAAAGCAUUCUGAUUCAGAAAUUUCUGCUUUGUGCUGUGACGUAAUUCAAACACAAUUCUUCUCGUCACAAAACUUUUCAAUACAAGAUUUUCAAGAGCUAUCACAAUAUUUUAUGAAAGCAACAGAAGUUCUAGUUACUGCGGACGUCAAAAUCUUACAGAGAAUAUCCGCAAUUGCGCUUCUGAAAGUAUUUAUAACCAAUUUAUGGAAUUUUGCAUCAAUUCAAAAAUCUUUAACAGAUCCUAUAGAAUUUGAAUUUGGAAAUGAAGAAGACUUUAGCAUUAAUGAUUUAAAUCAACGUUUAGAAAUACAAAAACCUUUAAUUCAUUCUUUAAUGUACUAUUUGCUUAAAUCUUUAAAGUUAAAGGAAUUUUCUAUCGACGAUAUCAAAAGAUUUUGUGAUGUGCAACAACAAAUAAUGCCAUGGCUUGGUGGACUUGUAUGGGAUGAUAAUGAUAAUCGGUUAGGUUAUGAUCCAUAUUGGUAUGUCGAACAGUAUAAGCGAGCCGAAUUUGCGGCUGUAAGAAUGUCAAGUCGUGGUGAUUGUAAACAUUUGGACGCAUUAUUAGAAGAUAUUUUAGAUCUAACAGCAGAAAAUUCAAUCAAUCUUCGAAUUUCAUUCGCAGGAAUAAUCAUAAUGAGACUUUAUAUAAUUCAAGCAACUCAUGAAUGGAAUGAAUCUGAAACUUUGUUAGCACAAAAAAUUAAAACUUAUUUCGAUACGCUUCAGAUUCCUGAAUUUUAUAAAAAACCAUUGCUGGGAUUUUUAUUAAACAAGCAUGCAAUUU
Messenger RNA from Dentiscutata heterogama, 942 nucleotides. The record is from the annotation of a GenBank genome assembly. Lineage: Eukaryota; Fungi; Glomeromycota; Glomeromycetes; Diversisporales; Gigasporaceae.